This is a messenger RNA of Colletotrichum navitas, 691 nucleotides long. RefSeq lists its product as uncharacterized. Lineage: Eukaryota; Fungi; Ascomycota; Sordariomycetes; Glomerellales; Glomerellaceae. Bases 172 to 498 code for a protein of 108 amino acids. The transcript has a single exon. The record is from RefSeq and is a predicted model, not a curated record.
GCAAACUUGUCUAGAAGGAGAACAUUCCAAUAGUAUAAAGUAUCGGCAAGAUGUCUACUCCACACGAAUAGUCAAUCAGCAUCGGAAACACAACGUUCUUUACACUGCGAACCAGCAACUAUUACCUAUCAAAACCACACUCGCUUCUCCACGAACACACUCGCUUUCACAAUGCAGUCCGCCCUCGUCUUCCUCGCCACCCUCCUGGCCGGCGCCAACGCGUGCUCCACCUACAACGAGUGCCACUGCACCAACUCGGACGGCACCGCCAACGACACCAUCACGGCCCUCGUGUGCAACGACAGCAACAAGCUCGCGCCGUCCAGCCCCGGCUGGCCGCUGUACACCGAGGAGCAGGACUCAGUCAUGAAGUGCGUUCUCAACCCGGGCCCCGUCAACGACUUCGUCGCCAUCGACAACUGCAAGUUCCGCGAGUUCUGCACGAAGGCCGGAGCCACCGGCCCCGACUCCGUCUGCGAGGGCAACAGGAACACCUAGAUCGAGGUCGGGGUUGUGGAGGUAUGACAAAAGGGGGGACAAUGCGCCUAUGAUAUACGUUAAAAGUCAGAAAAAAAUGGUUUAUUUCAGGGGAAACAAGAGGCAGCAGUCGCCGGCUGUAAACGAGGGCCAUGUGCUACAUGGCCUACCGGAGAUCGGAUAGGCUAUAAAGAAAAUGAACAUUCGUCAAAAG